AUGCCGGUGCCCACCUGCCUGCAGCGCCCUGCUCUGAGUCCCAUGUUCAACACGAGCUGCGCCAUGGAGGCACCAGGAGAGGAGCCGCCUGGAGAUGGCACCGAGCCGUGGGUUGGUGGGCUGCACAACAGUAACAACAACGCAUCGCCAGCGGGCUGGCUGGGCCCCCGCAACGGCCGCCCUUUCUCACCCUUCGGUGCCCGAGCCCCCAGCACCGAGCCCAGCUACGUGGAGCGCGUGGUGCUGGAGCUCGUGGAGUCGGAGCGCACCUACGCGCGGGAUCUGCGCAGCAUUGUGGAGGGUUACUUGGGCAAGAUCAUCGAUGCGGAGGAGCCGUUGCUGCGACCGGAGCAGGUCCGCGCGCUCUUCGGGAACAUCGAGGACAUCUACGAGCUGAGCAGCAACCUGCUGCAAAACCUGGACAGCUGCGACAAUGACCCCGUCGCUGUGGCCGUCUGCUUCGUGACCCGGAGCCAGGAGUUUGAUAUUUACACCCAGUACUGCAACAACUACCCCAACUCGGUGGCGGCUCUGACCGAGUGCAUGAGGAACAAGCAGCAGGCCAAGUUCUUCCGCGAGUGCCAGGAGCAGAUGCGGCACGCGCUGCCCCUCGGCGCCUACCUGCUCAAGCCCGUCCAGAGGAUCCUCAAAUACCACCUGCUGCUCCAGGAGAUCGCUAAGCACUUUGAACACAAGUCAGGGGACGACUACGAGGUGGUGGUGGAGGCCAUCGACACCAUGACCUGUGUGGCCUGGUACAUCAACGACAUGAAGCGCAAGCACGAACACGCCAUCCGCCAGCAGGAGAUCCAGUCGCUGCUGCUGAACUGGAAAGGGCCAGACCUGACCACAUACGGGGAGCUGGUGCUGGAGGGCACUUUCCGGGUACAUCGCGUGCGCAAUGAGCGGGCCUUCUUCCUCUUCGACAAGGCUCUGCUCAUCACCAAGCGGCGUGGGGACCACUACGUCUACAAGAACCACAUCCCGUGCUCCUCUCUGAUGCUGAUUGAGAGCACGCGGGACUCGCUGUGCUUCAGCGUGGCUCACUACAAGCACAUCAAGCAGCAGUACAGCCUGCAGGUCAAGAGCGUGGAGGAGAAGCGCGUGUGGCCCCACCACAUCAAGCGGCUCAUCCUGGAGAACCACCAUGCCAUCAUUCCCCAAAAGGCCAAGGAGGCCAUCCUGGAUAUGGACUUGUUCCACCCUCCGCGCCUGCCCCGCUACAGCCCUGAGCGGCUGAAGAAGAGCUGGUCAUGCCAGCCCCUGGAGGAGCCGUCCGCGGAGCCACGCCAGGGCCGCCGGCAGUCGGAGCUCCUCCAGCAUCGGGACCACGCGGAGACGCUGCCGGACAGGCUUCACGGGCACAGCGGGCGCAGACAGUCGGAGCCCGCCAAGCAGAUCCUGCAGCAGCUGGGGGAGCAAGGUGAGCAGCCCCCGCGGGCCCAGCGGGCAUCUCACGGGCAGGGGAGGGCUGAAGGGACCCCUGUGGGGUGA
This is a messenger RNA of Tinamus guttatus (white-throated tinamou), 1494 nucleotides long. Lineage: Eukaryota; Metazoa; Chordata; Aves; Tinamiformes; Tinamidae. The record is from RefSeq and is a predicted model, not a curated record.